AUGGAGUUCGUCAACUCGUUCGCUUGCAAGUGCAUCAGUGGCUUCAGUGGAACUCUCUGCCAGACCAAUGAUGACGACUGCACUGACAGUUCCUGUCUGUUCGGCGGCACUUGCGUAGACCAGGUGAACGGCUUCAAAUGUGUCUGUGCUCCCGGCUACACAGGAUCCAACUGCCAACACAGGCUGGACUCGUGCCAGCAACAUCCGGAUCUCUGCUUGAAUUCAGGAGUGUGCGUUUCAGUGUUGGACAUCAACUCAAACGAGGACCGCACCCUCAACCAAGUCGUCAAAUCAUUUGCCAAGUGUUACUGCUCAAAAGGAUUUACGGGCCCUCGAUGCGAGGAGGUUGUUGAUUGGUGCGCCCGGGCGCCAUGCUGGAAUGGGGCCACCUGCCUGUCGUUCGUCAAUCAGUUCGAGUGCAAGUGUCGAAGUGGCUUCAGUGGCGCUCUCUGUGACGUCAGGAUGGUGUCGUGUCACGCGGCUGCAACUGCUAAAAAGACAACAGUAGAAGAGUUAUGUCAAAACGGCGGAACGUGUUCAGACGUCGGCAACACGCACCACUGUGCCUGUAGACCCGGGUUUGAAGGCAGCUACUGCCAGAUUGAAACAGAUGAAUGUCUGUCAAUGCCCUGCAGGAAUGGAGCAACUUGUCUCGACAGAGUGCGCGCGUACGAGUGCUUGUGUCCUGCAGGCUUUCAGGGCACUCAGUGCGAAAUGAACAUUGAUGACUGCGAGAACAAUCCUUGUCAAAACUUCGGUACCUGCCACGACAUGGUGAACACCUUCCACUGUUCCUGCCCCCACGGUACGGAGGGCCUCCUUUGCGAGAUCAACGUGAAUGACUGCCACAAAGACACCUGCCUGAACGGCGGCUCAUGUAGAGACAAAGUAGGCGGGUUCGAAUGCAUAUGCCCGCCGGGAUUCAGUGGGCCGAGGUGUGAAGGAGAUUUGAACGAGUGUACCUCCAACCCUUGCUCUCUUCACGGUUCAUUUGAUUGCGUCCAGCUGCCAGGAGAUUACAAGUGUUUGUGUAGGAUAGGUUGGAGUGGCAAGCAGUGCGAGAGGAGAGUUUCAAUUUGCUCGCUGCCGAAGAUUGCGCACAUGUGUGAGAAUGGAGGAACGUGCGUGGAGAGCUUCAACAACUCCUACUACUGCAUGUGUCAGAAGGGUUUCUCUGGCGACAGAUGUCAGUACAAGCACACACAGUGCAACACGAAUCCGUGUCUGAACGGUGGAACGUGCCAAUCAAACAAGCAAGCCUUCCAGUGCGAAUGUCCAAUCGGAAUAGGCGGGGAGAGAUGCCAGUACGAUGUGGUCAAUGAAUGUUUCUCCAACCCCUGCCAGCAUGGAGGCACCUGCCAGGAUAGGCUGUCCCACUACACGUGUGUCUGCGCGCAGUUCUGGAACGGACUCAAUUGCGAGGUGUUUGAUAGCGACUUCAAGGGCGGUGUGGGGUACAUGGAGGAUGUUGUGAUGGCCUCUUCUAAGCAAAUCCAACACCCGGACUGUGCAAUCAACAACUGCUCGGCUAAAGCUGGCAAUGGAAUUUGUGAUAAGGAAUGUGACUACGCGGAAUGCAACUACGACGGUUACGACUGCAGCUACAAGAGCCACAUCUACCACUCGUGCAGUGCCGUACGAAGCCACGUCGUAGAUUGCAACAAAUUGUUUCAGAACGGCGUGUGUGACGAAGCGUGCAUGGAUGAAUCUUGCUUGUACGAUGGAAUGGACUGCCUGCCUGAGCCGAAGAGAACGUGCGAUCUACUUUACGAAUCUUACUGCUCCAAUCAUUACGCUGAUGGAUUUUGCGACCAGGGUAAAAAAACAAAUAAUUUUCUUUUAAUAAAAUAUAAAAAUGAAGUAAAAUACUAUUCAAAUGAAAAAAUUUAA
This is a messenger RNA of Helobdella robusta, 1890 nucleotides long. RefSeq lists its product as hypothetical. The coding region runs from base 1 to 1890 and encodes 629 amino acids. Gene Ontology annotation, molecular function: Notch binding; calcium ion binding. The record is from RefSeq and is a predicted model, not a curated record. Gene Ontology annotation, biological process: Notch signaling pathway. The transcript has 6 exons. NCBI's taxonomy places the organism in Eukaryota, Metazoa, Annelida, Clitellata, Rhynchobdellida, Glossiphoniidae.